AUGGCGAGCAAUUCACUCAUCUUCGUGUUUGCACUUGUGAAGAAUGUCGUGGACCUUUUCGUCCGGAGUCUGCUAAGUUCACCGCGGUUUGAGCCCGUGGCGAUCACUGUUGCAGCCACUGUGAUUGUUCUGACGUCGUUCGUCUUCAUCCACAAAGCAGCCGAGAAGUCCAUCCGCCAUUUCUUAUCGAGUAAGCCAGAGCCACCUCACGAUAAGGCCGCUGGUGUUAUCACUGCAGUUAUCACGAUGAUCACGGAGAUGGAACGCAUGCUCCACUCGGCCUGGAUUCUCAAGUCAGCGGUAUCAGGUGCAAUUGAAGUUGUUCACCGGAACAGCUUCAAUGACAUGCUAUGCAACCCCAGACAGCUUACAUCAUCGCGGCUGUCAAGCCAAAUGCUUGGUACAUCGAUCCCGCUGGUGCAGUCGUGA
Peronospora matthiolae is the source of this 429-nucleotide messenger RNA. The record is from the annotation of a GenBank genome assembly. Lineage: Eukaryota; Oomycota; Peronosporomycetes; Peronosporales; Peronosporaceae.